This is a messenger RNA of Osmerus eperlanus (European smelt), 1279 nucleotides long. It is a transcript of the gene mgmt, whose product is annotated as O-6-methylguanine-DNA methyltransferase. NCBI's taxonomy places the organism in Eukaryota, Metazoa, Chordata, Actinopteri, Osmeriformes, Osmeridae. The record is from RefSeq and is a predicted model, not a curated record. Bases 141 to 704 code for a protein of 187 amino acids. The transcript has 5 exons. Gene Ontology annotation, molecular function: methylated-DNA-[protein]-cysteine S-methyltransferase activity. Gene Ontology annotation, cellular component: nucleus. Gene Ontology annotation, biological process: DNA repair.
GGGAGGUGUUAACGAAUUUUCAUUGGCUGCCUGAUGCACGUUGUAAAGGAAACGGAAGAAAAUAUCUGCGGUACACACGCUAACGCUGAAAUGGUGAAAUGUUCAACUGGGCAACAUUUUUUAAACUGUAGGACGGUGAGAUGAGCCAGAGAGAGAGCCUGUGCGCCCAGAAGGCCAUCUCAUUGCUGAGCCCCCUGGGAAAGAUCCAAGUCAGCGCAUGUGAGAAUGGUGUGCACACCAUCCAGAUCAUAAUGGAUGUGGCACCUACUGAAAGGACAGACGAGCCCCCCCAGAGCUGUGUGGUCAGCGAGGGCCGAGCGGAAUCCAGCCCUGAGUUGCAGCGCUGCGUUGAAUGGCUCCAGGCCUACUUCUCGGAGCCGUGGACCGUAGGGAGUCUCCCCCUCCCUGCCUUUCACCACCCCGCCCUGCACGGAGAUACAUUCACCAGCCGAGUGUUGCAAACUCUUCUGAGGGACGUGAAAAUGGGAGAGACGGUGUCGUACAAGCGCCUGGCUGAGAUGGCGGGCAACCCAAGAGCCUCCCGAGCUGUGGGAGGAGCCAUGAGGAGGAACCCGGUUCCUCUCCUUGUCCCCUGCCACCGGGUCAUCACCAGCAGUGGCCAGAGUGGACCAUACAUGCGUGGCAAGGGAAACCAUCUGAAACAGUGGCUGCUUAGCCACGAGCAGCUGAGAAAGGAAGGAUGAGUGAGAGCCAAAGCUGUCCUUCGCUCACUGAACCAGAGCACUCAAACCCUGAGACCAUUCCACAAGACCAGGACGGACGGCCUAUUCACUUCUUUUCACCUUCCAAAAUAACUGAAACUUGAGAAUUGUCUUAACAAAAUAAAUGACCGUAAUGAAAGUAAUGCAUAGUUCAUGUGACAAGAGAGCUGUUGUUCAUUGAGUGUGUUCAGAAAUAACCUUAACAAAGAACAGCAGGAAUUGCAAACAUGAUCCCAUGGGUGUCUGUUCAGUUUGCCAGAUAUUGUUGGAAUGUUUUUUGAAUUAUUUCCCUAAAAUAUGUCUCUUGAAUUUUUUUCCAUCCUAUGUUGAAUUACUCUUUGUACAUCUUGUUGGCUAUUUCAUUCCCUGCCAAGUGAAUUCUUUGUUCAACAUCCAGUAUAGGGCUUCAGAUUUGUAUUGGUUUAAAGCUUUUUUCUGUCCUCAUUUACAGUGUAUUAAUUUGUUUAGUUUGCCCAAUCGAGUGUCAUUGUUUAAAAACACUUUUCUGAUUUUUUCCCACAAAGUAAAUAAAGUUUAAAUUCAUGUCAUUUUACUCA